AUGAUGCUGUUCCGACCAGUUUGGAUUCUCGCUUUAGCAGGAAUUUGUUCUUGCUCUUACCCAUCCCGUGAGAAAGGGUACGUCUGUGCUUUUCCUCCGGAAGUGGGUGCUGCUGUCGAACAUGGUAUCGAAGCGUGGUAUUACGAUUCAAAAGUUGGUAAAUGCUCGAAGUUUUUAAGGUAUCGCGACGCAGUGCUUGGACUAAACCGAUUCGAUAACGAGACUCAAUGCAAUGCCAAAUGCAGACCUGACGUACCCAGCUACUGUUUUGAAAAACCUGAUAAUGGCGGCAAGCACCGCUCGAAGUCCAUGUGGACUUAUAAUUCUGCCGUCUCACAAUGCGUCCGUUUUCAAUGGAGCGGAGGUGAUACAGGAGGGAAAAAUGUGUUUCAUUCAAAUCAAGAAUGCAUAAGCAAGUGCGAAAUUCCUGACCUCGGUGAUUGCGCAAAGCCACCAACAAGUAUAUGCAAGAAAAACGAUGAUGAUUGGUUUCGAUUUGAUAAGAAGACGCGUACCUGCCGAAAUUUCGAAGAUCACGAAUGUCCGAAUAGGGAGGGAAAUACAUUUAGUUCGGUUCAAGAAUGCAACCGACGGUGUGGACGAUUUGUAAGGGACAAAUGCAGGAUGCCAAUACAAAAUAUGAGUAUUUGCACUACUGUCACAACAAGGUACGGCUACAAUUUUGUUGAUCAAAAGUGCGAGGAGUUUCACGGCUGUGACGAUGGCGGAAAUAGCUUUCCUUCGGCUGAAAUGUGUUGGAACACUUGUGCCAAAAACACAAGAAGCCCGUGUGUAAAGCCCCGUGACUUCAGAUAUCACGGAGUCUAUGUGAGAUAUUAUUACGAUAUUAAAAAUAACAAAUGUGAAAGUGCGUGGAUAUCGGGUAGAGGAGUUCCUGGAAACACAAAUUUAUUUUGGUCAAUGAAUGACUGCGAAAAGGCUUGCAUAGCAAAGCAUCAACCUGCAUGGACACCAUGGACAUAUGUACUCGAAGAACUUAGUACCUUGCCCUAUGAGCAGGAAAUCUCAGGGAGGCAAGAUAUCGCAUAA
Messenger RNA from Ixodes scapularis (black-legged tick), 1050 nucleotides. RefSeq names its product papilin-like. NCBI's taxonomy places the organism in Eukaryota, Metazoa, Arthropoda, Arachnida, Ixodida, Ixodidae. The transcript is spliced from 7 exons. Bases 1 to 1050 code for a protein of 349 amino acids. The record is from RefSeq and is a predicted model, not a curated record. Gene Ontology annotation, molecular function: serine-type endopeptidase inhibitor activity.